This is a messenger RNA of Corticium candelabrum, 2920 nucleotides long. RefSeq lists its product as uncharacterized. Bases 80 to 2920 code for a protein of 946 amino acids. The record is from RefSeq and is a predicted model, not a curated record. Lineage: Eukaryota; Metazoa; Porifera; Homoscleromorpha; Homosclerophorida; Plakinidae. The transcript is spliced from 2 exons.
ACAUGCUCCAGACGACGUACCGGAAGUUUUCGUUUCUCGUUGGAGGCUUCAGCGGUGUCAUCAAUGUCAACAUUGGUUUAUGAAGCUGGGCCAACAUGCUACGCAGUGUAGGAAAGUAAGUCAAGACAAUUCUGCUACUCAACGGCCGCCGUCAAUUUCAAAUGUGUCGUUGACAUCCAUUUCUGCGCAAGCGCUACCGUCUUCACCUCGUCAAGAGAAUGCUACAUCUGAGAAGGAAACCAGACCACCUGCUACAAGGAAUGUGUCAGUAGAUGGUGUGAGCGACGCCAAUCUUGAAUCUAGCGGUUUACAAAAGGCUAAGGAAGACCGAGAGCUAUCGUCGUGGCAACUAAUACGGGACAUGUCUGUUGAUGAUAUCUUGAAACAACCUCCACCUAGAACAGUCCAAACGAUCAAACCUGCAACAAAGGCGCUGUUUCAAGAAUGUUGUUUAUUAGUUCUUCGCAGAAUCCGUCAAAACCUGGCAGAUGAGACGGCCUGGAAACUUCUAUUUCUACUUCCAAGGAUGUUGUUGCGACCAUUGUCAAGAGGAGGGCGAGCAGUUAUUAAGGAAGUGAGAUCGCUAUACAGUCAAUUCCUAGAUUUCCAUUGGGAAGGUUUGAUCCAGUUUAAUGAAAACAAUACGUGCGCAUCUAGACGUGAGGCAGCAUCUCAGUCACAAAGAGCUGCACUCAGACUUGUGAAGUGUGGAGAACUCUCCAGGGCAGCCAAGGUAUUAACAAGCAAAGGUUUGGCUCCGUCUACAGCUGAUACAGUGUCCAAACUUAGGGCAAAACACCCAUCUAAGGAGGAUGAUAGUGAUCCACUGCCUGAUUGCCCCAGCUCUACAUCUUUUUCACUGUCAAUGUCAGUGUUGCUUAGUGUCAUCAGGGAUUCACCCAAGGGCUCGGGAACUGGGCCGUCUGGGUGGCGAUACGAAUAUUUUAGAUGCAUGAUAGAAAAUGAGGAGCUAGCUGAAUGUCUGCAAGCUGCAUGUGCAGGCAUUGCAAAUGGAUGCCUUCCUGGCUCAAUACCGGAACUUUUGUCUUCCGCUCGGCUUAUUGCACUACCGAAACCUAAUGGUGAUGUAAGACCAAUAGCCAUAGGUGAAUCACUUCGACGUCUUACCGCAAAAUCAAUUUGCAGGCAGAAAAGGGGCUGUUUUUCCAACUUCUUUGAGCCUGAUCAACAUGGAGUGGCUACAGCUUGUGGAAUAGAGCUGCUAUAUCAUCAUGUUCAACUUCUUCUGGAGGGCAGGCCGGACUAUAUCGUUCUCAAAACGGAUGUCAAGAAUGCUUUCAAUUCACUACACAGGCAUCAUCUCCUUGAACAAGUCUCUAAUUUCCACCCAGAAAUUUAUCCUCACGUUCGUCAAAUGUACUCCCACAGUAGCUCUCUGGUCUACCAGCAAGGCGAUUGUAUUGUCAUCAUUCCAUCUGAAGAGGGAAUCCACCAAGGGGACCCCUUGGGUUCAGCUCUGUUCUCAACCGGUAUACAUUCAGUUCUGUCAGAUUUAAAGGGUUCAUUUCCUACUGUCAGAGUUCUUGCCUACCUAGAUGACAUCUUUUUGGUGGGGGAGAAAGAUGAUGUUCUGUCGUCCCUGGAUUAUCUAAGACCAGCAUUCUCUAAUAUUGGUCUUCAAAUUUCUUCCAGCAAGUGUGAGAUCUAUUCCCCAUCUGGACCUCUGAUGUCAGGCAGAUCUGAUCUAGAUGCCAUACCUGUAGUUAGCGAUGGGACUAUAGUUCUUGGGGCUCCAAUAGGCAAGAGAGAGUAUGUGUCUGCAGCCUCUAGCCAAUAUGCUGAGAGUGGAAGGCUGUUGUGUGAGCAGUUGAUGAAGUUGGGAGAGGUACAGAGUGCAAUGCUUCUUUUACGAUUCUGCCAUGUUCCUCGCAUGAACCAUUUAGCACGUUUAGUUUGCCCUGACAGACUUCAGGCAGCUGCCGAGGUCCAUGAUAAGAUUUCUCGUGAGACCUUCACUCACGUAUUGGGAUAUAGUCACCUCACUGACUCUUCCUGGAUGCAAGCUACACUGCCGGUCAGGUUUGGUGGUUUCAGCAUGUCACCAUGCCUCAGCACUUCUCGAUUUGCUUUUCUUUCGUCCUGGGUUCACACUCUGGUUCAUCUGCCUAUUCGUUAUCCAGACCUCAAAUCCGCACUGGAUCUUCUAGUCAACUCAAAUGGUGUCGAGGAAUCGAUAGCAUUUUCGCUGAUGCAGGCUGGCAGUGAUGGGACAGAUAUUACUGAAAUGAUUCAAGUUCCAACUAAACUACAACAGAGGCUGACACGGCAACACGCUAAAGAAAAGACGUCAGCAAUGAUCGAGAAGGCCCCCUCCCAGCGAGAUGCUGCUAGGCUAAGAUCGAUUCAAGGCAAGGGCGCUGGAGCCUGGCUGAAUGCUAUGCCCACCUCAAAUAAGCUCGCACUAGUUUCCCGCGAUUUUCGUUUGGCGGCUUGCUUGAGAUUGGGGUUAGCCAUGCCCUUCGAUGGCUGUAUUCGUCAGUGUGACUGUGGUUCUUUUCUGGACAGUUGUGGAUACCAUCUCCUAACAUGUAAGUGGGGCGGUGGUCCAGUCUGGACCCAUGAGUGUAUUGCCAAUGUAUGGUCAGACUGUCUGCGCAGCUUACAAAUGCACCAUCACAGAGAGCCACGUCAUCGAUACAUUACAUCUGACAACCGCCCUGACAUAACAGUUUUCGAUGUUGGAUCAGGGUCCAACACAGAUUUAGACAUUUCGCUAGCACAUCCCUGGAGCAGUGAAGUGACAUGCUUGGGUGAAGGAUUGGGAACAAUGACCGCACAGGUAGAAGUUGGAGACCUUCUUGAUAUGUUUGAUCUAGAAGGCAUGCUUCUCAAACGUACCAAUGGUCGGAUUGUCGAAUCAAACUCUGGACAGGUCUAUUUCUGGCAUCGACUUCCUUGA